GUAACAGCUUGCAGGAUGUGUCAUGGAGGGAUUCCCAUGAACUCGAGUGUGACUGAGCAUUGUAUCAGUGGCUGUGGGUUAGCAGGCGGAGGGGGAGGCAGGCUCAUGAUGAAGAGCUACAUCAUCAUUCAGGCCUGCUGUGCAGCUUUCCACAGGUGCGGACUGGACGCCGGCUGUGUGAGACGGAUGGCAGAGGCUCCCAUGUCAUGUGAUUGUUUUGUUUCCUUGCCCCCCGGUUCUCGCGAUGACCAUGUGAUUUUUGGGAAGAACUCCGACCGUCCCCGGGAUGAGGUGCAGGAGGUGGCCCACUACCCCGCAGCGCCUCACCCUCCAGGCUCCAUGCUGGAGUGCACAUACAUCCAGAUCCCUCAGGUGGAGCACACUCACGCUGUCAUCCUCAGCAAGCCUGCCUGGAUGUGGGGUGCAGAAAUGGGAGCCAAUGAUCAGGGAGUGUGUAUUGGGAAUGAGGCUGUCUGGACCCGAGAGCCCGUUGCCCCCGGAGAGGCCCUGCUGGGCAUGGACCUUGUUCGACUGGGGUUGGAGCGCGGUAACAGUGCCUGGGCGGCGCUGACUGUGAUCACUGGCCUCCUGGAGCAGCAUGGCCAGGGGGGGCAGUGCCGGGAGGAUCCUGCACCCUUCAGCUACCACAACACCUUCCUCCUGGUGGACCGCAACGAGGCCUGGGUCCUGGAAACCGCUGGAAGGCUGUGGGUGGCGCAGAAGGUCACUGAGGGCGUGAAGAACAUCUCCAACCAGCUGACUAUCAGUACUGAGGUCUCCGCAGAGCACCCGGAGCUGCGGAGCGUGGCCCAGGCUCAGGGCUGGUGGGACGGCGAAGGAGAGUUCAACUUCUCUCAGGUGUUCAGCCCUGAGAACCCACCUGCCAGGAUGGAGCUGGCCAAACAGCGCUACAAGGGAGGCACAGAGCUACUCCAGCAACAUGAUGGCUCAGUGACGGCAGAGUUGAUGAUGUCCAUUCUGAGGGACAAGCCCAGUGGCAUCUGCAUGGACUCUGGAGGUUUCUGCACCACAGGCAGCAUGGUGUCUGUCCUGCCCAGAGACACCAGCCUGCCCUGCAUCCACUUCUUCACUGCCACCCCAGACCCCUCCAGGUCUGUAUUCAAGCCUUUUAUCUUCUCGGACCAUUCCACCCCAGUGCUGCGGGUGAUCUCCCCACAGUUCGGUCCAGACGACCCUGUCAGGAAGCAGCCUCGCUUUCAGAGCCAGGUGGACCGCAGGCAUGACCUGUACAAGGCCCACCAGGUGGCGCUCAACACCAUGGAGACCAACCCGGACGAGGGUUUAGCCAUCUAUGAGAUCCUGAGGGAGCUGGAGGCGCAGUGUCUGAGCGAGAUCUCAGCCAUGCUGAAUGGAGAGAUACCAGGAGACGAACUGGGCGACUUGUUUUUCGAUUGCGUGGACACAGAGAUUAAGUUCUACCAGUGAGGAGCGCCCUCAGGUGGACAUCCCUAGCUCUCGCACAGUUGCAGGAGAAGGCCCUGAGACUGACAAAAACUCAGUGUUCCUGGUCUGUCGGGGCCUCCGCCUCACUCACACAACACACAUCCCUGACACCAUUCCAUCAUUAACACAGACUAAAUGUCUAAACUGCACAUGUGAUUGGAGCAUAUUUAUCAUCUGUAUUACCCAGGGAGCAAUGGCUGCACCUCAUUAGUGAGUAUAAUGAUGUAGACACAGGCGCCUAUGUAGAGCUGUGUGAAGUUGCACAAAUACUGUGAGUACGGCAUUUUUGUUUAACAUUUUGUUUGUUGUUGCAAAUGAGUGGGUUGUCAUUUGAUGGCUACCUGUAGGAAGUGAUCUAAUAAAGAAUGUGCAUAGUCUGUCCUGAGUGUGCUGUGAGCUUUCUGGCCAUCCUAGUGGUGCAACUGUAGGUAUUAGUAAUGUUAGAGUGCAUCCAAAUUUGUGCAAAUGUGUACGUGCAUCUUUUUCUCUCUGUUUCAGCCCUCUGCUCAGAAUAAAAAUCUACUUUUGAUCUUACUAGCCCCCCAAAAGGGAGAUUCACCGAAGCGUGUAAAUUUUGCUUUUGCAAAAUGUUGACAUGAGCCAGUACAGUGUGUCUGUAAAGUUAAAGAUCCCCUUGGGACAUGUAUUAAGACAUACAGAUAAUCUGCUGGGAAAUAAUGUGUGUCUGGUGUGUUUUUUAAACAAAACAAGUAAGAUUUCCAUAUUAAAACCCUUAAAAAGUCAUCUACUUCUACAUCAUUAAAAAUCUAUGAAUAUGCCAAUUUUGUUCAUUUCAAACCCAAUGUCUCCUGCUGCACUGUGCACUGGUGGCUUCAAGUUUCACACUUGUAUAAGUUGCAUACUGGACCAGGGUUUAUUUUCAUCAUCACUCUGUGUUGCUUGGAUGUGAAUAGUAAAAUAAAUGAAUGAGUAUGAAUUAUUUUGAAUUCCUAUUGUGACAUGUCAAGAUGUCUACUUUAAAUAAAAAGGCCUACACUUACACAUUA
Molecule: messenger RNA, 2471 nt
Organism: Morone saxatilis (striped sea-bass)
Lineage: Eukaryota; Metazoa; Chordata; Actinopteri; Moronidae
Gene: scrn2
Product: secernin 2
Biological process (GO): proteolysis
Molecular function (GO): cysteine-type exopeptidase activity; dipeptidase activity
Source: RefSeq, a predicted model, not a curated record